Diachasma alloeum is the source of this 321-nucleotide messenger RNA. RefSeq names its product cuticle protein 38-like. The coding region runs from base 1 to 321 and encodes 106 amino acids. The record is from RefSeq and is a predicted model, not a curated record. Lineage: Eukaryota; Metazoa; Arthropoda; Insecta; Hymenoptera; Braconidae. The transcript has a single exon.
AUGUACAAGUUUGUGGUACUCUUCGCUCUCGUCGCUGUCGCCUGCGCUGCACCAAAGCCAGGUUACUCGGCAUCACCAGUUCUGGUCCACUCUGCACCAAUUGUAGCGGCUCCCGUGGUCCACAGCGUUCACAGCGUGCCCGUUGCUACCAGCCACGCUAGCACCUACAAAGUUGACCACAAGAGCUACGUCGCUGCACCCGCUGUUUCCUACCACGCUGCACCAGCUGUUUCCUACCACGCUGCACCAGUCGCAUACUCUGCACACCCAGUGCCACUUGCCUAUGCUGCACACGCCAGCCCACUUGCCUACGUUCACUAA